AUGUCGAACGUCGAUAUCAAGGUCGCCGGAUGGAAGUUGGUCGAGGUCGGACGCAUUGUCACUAUCCGACAGGGCCCCUUUGCUGGCAAGCUGGCCGCUAUUGUUGAGAUCAUCGAUGCUGGAAGAAUCCUUGUCGAUGGUCCCUCAACGAAAGAAGACGCAGUCGUGCCCCGACAAGCCAUCUUCACCAGCACAGUCACUUUGACCCCUUGGGUGAUCACCAUCCCAAGAUCUGCCGGUACCGGUGCCGUCAAGAAGGUGUGGGAGAAGCAGGAGGUUGACAAGAAGUGGUCCGAGUCAUCGUGGGCUAAGAAGAGAGAGCAAGCCGACCGAAGGAAGAACCUGACAGACUUUGAACGAUUCAAGGUCAUGAGAUUGAAGAAGCAGCAACGAUUCGAGACACUGAAGGCGCAAGCCAAAGUUCGGGCGACGGCAAAGGCAUAA
Exophiala spinifera is the source of this 444-nucleotide messenger RNA. RefSeq lists its product as uncharacterized. Gene Ontology annotation, cellular component: cytosolic large ribosomal subunit; ribosome. Gene Ontology annotation, molecular function: structural constituent of ribosome; RNA binding. The record is from RefSeq and is a predicted model, not a curated record. NCBI's taxonomy places the organism in Eukaryota, Fungi, Ascomycota, Eurotiomycetes, Chaetothyriales, Herpotrichiellaceae. Gene Ontology annotation, biological process: ribosomal large subunit biogenesis; translation. The transcript has 3 exons. The coding region runs from base 1 to 444 and encodes 147 amino acids.